AUGGCCAAGCUGGGGACCCUGCGGGCGAUCGCCUGGACGGCGCCGCUGCUGUGUGCCUCUCUCGGUGCUGAAGUGAACAGCUCCCAGCGCUCGCUUCCCAAUCUCGCCCAGAGCACUGGCUGCCUCCCUUUCCACCAAUUCUCGGCCACCUCCGCCGGACUCCUGAUCACUUUGAUGGUGCUCCUGGUGAUCAUCACCGUGCUUGCUUCAGUGAUCCCGGCUUUUGUGGUGGAUAAGAGUCUGCGGAGCCAAAAUAAUUUCUUCCUCUACUUCUUAGUGGGAGCGUUUUGCAUCCCCUUGUAUGUUCAAGCCCUGGCCAGCCGAUGGAUGUUGGGCAAGACUCUUUGCAAAUUCUGACUGGUUAUGAAUUACCUCCUCUGUACGUCUUCAGUCUUUAACACGGUCCUGAUAAGUUAUGUCAGAUUCGACUGUGUGGCUAGGCCGUUUUCAUACCAAGCCCAGCAAUGGAAGAGGAGAAAUGCAGCUAUUAAGAUCAUGCUGGUGCGGCUCACUGCUUUCCUUUUAUAUGGCCCAGCAAUAACUGCCUGGGAGUAGGUAAUUGGCAGGAACAUUGUGCUUGUGGGAGAGUGUUAUGCUGAGUUUUAUAAUAACUGGUACUUUCUGAUAACAGCAUCAACAGUGGAGUUCUUUGUACCUUUCAUCAGUGUCAUGUAUUUCAACCUAAGCAUAUACCUCAACCUUCAGCAACGAACAAGGUCACAGUCAAAUAGCUUUUGGAAUACCAAAAGUAAAUCAUCACUUGAGCACUUGGAAGCAGGGUCCAAUUUGGCAUGCUCCUUAAAAAUUUGUAAAUCUGAUCAAAAAACUAAACUGAUCAAGUCCACGGUUUGUGAUUUGACAACAAUGUCCAGUGAGAUAAAAAUCAAGGUGGAGAGGUCAGAAACACUUGAUCAUUUGAAACGCAGGAAUGAUCUGGGAAGAACAAUUCCAUCCAGUGAAGUAAAAUGUUUAAUGAAAGAAGAAAUUUCACAAUCACAGCUAUUUUCAAAAAGAAAAAUUAAGCUAAUUUCUCAGAAUGUUGUGCAACAUUUUAGAUUGUUGAGGGACAAAAGAACUGCAAAAUCACUUGCUGUUAUUGUUUGCGUUUUUGGCAUCUGUUGGGCACCAUAUACCUUGCUCUUGGUUGUCAGGGCAGGAUGUCAAGGGCACUACAUGGCAUAUGAUUGGUAUGAAGCUUCAUUCUGGUUUCUGUGGAUUAACUCUGCUAUUAAUCCAAUUCUAUAUCCUUUAUGUCACAAAAAUUUUAAAAGAGCUUUUAUGAAACUGCUUUGUCCCACAAAACUAAAGAUGCGACCACGUUCCUCACGGCAAUAG
This is a messenger RNA of Rhincodon typus (whale shark), 1335 nucleotides long. Its product is annotated as histamine H3 receptor. NCBI's taxonomy places the organism in Eukaryota, Metazoa, Chordata, Chondrichthyes, Orectolobiformes, Rhincodontidae. The record is from RefSeq and is a predicted model, not a curated record. Gene Ontology annotation, molecular function: histamine receptor activity. Gene Ontology annotation, biological process: adenylate cyclase-activating adrenergic receptor signaling pathway. Gene Ontology annotation, cellular component: membrane.